UACUGCCACACAAAAUAUACUGUUUUUUGAGGCAAACAAAAUGUCGCUUAUAAAAAACUUGGUUAAAGAACAUGAACCAAAACCAAAGAAAAAGAAGAAGGAUGCAGAUGGAGGAUCUGGAGACAGCGAUUCCGAUGGAAAGGACAAGCCCCUGCGGCCAUUCGUCAAAACCGCCACAGAUCUGCAACGGUUGAAGCUGGAGAAACUCAUGAAAAAUCCGGAUAAACCUGUGAUCAUCCCUGAGCAAAGGCGCGAACGGGACUUCAUGUCCUCGGUGCCCACCUUCGUCCGGAAUGUGAUGGGCAGUAGUGCAGGAGCGGGUUCCGGAGAGUUCCAUGUGUACCGCCACCUACGCCGGAAGGAGUACGCCCGCCAGAAGAACAUCCAAAACCAGAGCGCCCGCGAAGCUGCAGAUGACGCCUAUCAGCAGAAGUUGGAUGACAAUCGUCGGGCGGCUGAAGAGAAAACUGCCAAGAAAAGAGCCAAAAGGCUGAAGAAGAAACAGCGGGCCAAGAAGCCCAGGGACGAAAAGAAGCCACAGGCUAAGGAAGCCUCAGAGUCUAGUAACUCCGAUUCCGAGCAGGAAGAAGCUCCAGAGACAACUGAGGAAAAGGGAGACGCUAACGUCGAUGAAGUUAAAGAGGAUAAAGAUGAAAGCAAGGAACCUCCAAAAGUUGAGGCAACAGAUCAAGAUUCAGAAGCCUUUAAUGAAGGAUCUUCAGCAGGAACCACUAGCGAAGAACCUAAGAAUGAAAGCAAGGAACCUUCAAAAGUUGAGACAACGGAGAAAGAUACAGUACCCAGUAGUCAAGAAUCCACAGCAGCAUCCACUAGCGAGGAAAAAAAGUCAUUGGAAACCGAGACCACCGAAGGUACAUCUAAAGAAUCCGAGAAUGCAGACCAAGUACCAGACAAUCCCAAAACGGAUAACGAGAACUAGACCUAACUACCAUUGCAUCCCUAUUAAUAAACCAUUUAGUUAUUAAUAAAACAAA
Drosophila suzukii is the source of this 995-nucleotide messenger RNA. RefSeq names its product PRKR-interacting protein 1 homolog. NCBI's taxonomy places the organism in Eukaryota, Metazoa, Arthropoda, Insecta, Diptera, Drosophilidae. The record is from RefSeq and is a predicted model, not a curated record. Gene Ontology annotation, cellular component: nucleolus. Gene Ontology annotation, molecular function: double-stranded RNA binding; protein kinase binding; protein kinase inhibitor activity. Gene Ontology annotation, biological process: negative regulation of protein kinase activity.